This is a messenger RNA of Solea senegalensis (Senegalese sole), 3031 nucleotides long. It is a transcript of the gene kcnk10b, whose product is annotated as potassium channel, subfamily K, member 10b. Gene Ontology annotation, biological process: potassium ion transmembrane transport; stabilization of membrane potential. Gene Ontology annotation, cellular component: membrane. Gene Ontology annotation, molecular function: potassium ion leak channel activity. Lineage: Eukaryota; Metazoa; Chordata; Actinopteri; Pleuronectiformes; Soleidae. The coding region runs from base 124 to 1890 and encodes 588 amino acids. The transcript is spliced from 7 exons. The record is from RefSeq and is a predicted model, not a curated record.
UAGAUGAUAUGAUGUAUGAUACGAUUUUCUACUAAUUUGCUUAAUUCCCCAACCUUAAAAAAAAAAUCCCAUCGCACUGAUCGUCAACAUUUAUUUGCGCUUUGAUUGAAACCAAAUUCCAAGAUGAAAUUUCCAAUAGAAAACCCAAGAAAACAAGUUAACUGGGACCCGGAACAAGUGGUGGUCCAGACCAACUUGGUCCCCCCCAAAAAGGCCCAGCCUGGCAUGGCGAAGUCGAGUCUAGUCCAGGCCAGCGUUGCCACCAUGCAGAACCCGAUGGGCUGCGACCCAAAAUCCAACGGUCACUGUCUACUGCCGCGCCUGUCCAUCUCCUCUCGCUCUGCCAGCGUGGUCGCCAGCAUGGAUGCCAGCUGCGAGGGCCCGGCCGCUGCCCUCCACUCGGUGAUGAAGUGGAAGACGGUGAUGGCUGUGUUCGUCGUGGUCAUUCUCUACCUGUUUUGCGGCGCUCUGGCCUUCAGGGCGCUGGAGAUGCCGUUCGAGAGACACCAGAAGACGAGCAUCACCCUCGAGAAGGCUUCGUUCCUGGAGAGACACCGCUGCGUUACGCCUAAUGAGCUCGAGGCGAUCAUCAAGCACGCCAUAGAUGCGGUGAGCGCCGGAGUGAGUCCUAUUGGAGACACGUCCUACAACUCCAGUUACUGGGAUAUGGGCAGCGCCUUCUUCUUCGCUGGAACUGUCAUCACAACCAUAGGUUAUGGAAACAUAGCUCCAAGCACGCAAGGCGGGAAGAUCUUCUGCAUUCUUUAUGCCAUAUUUGGCAUUCCUCUCUUUGGGUUCUUGUUAGCGGGGAUCGGAGACCAGCUCGGGACCAUCUUUGUGAAAAGUAUCUUGAAAGUGGAGAAGAUAUUCAGGCAAAAGCACAAGCAGAUUAGUCAGACUAAGAUCAGGGUGACGUCCACCAUCCUGUUCAUCCUGGCCGGCUGCAUUGUCUUCGUCACCAUCCCAGCUGUCAUCUUCAAACAUAUCGAGGGCUGGACCACGCUGGAGGCCAUCUACUUUGUAGUGAUCACUCUCACCACAGUGGGAAUAGGAGACUAUGUCGCAGGUGGGGACCGUAGGAUUGACUACAUGCAGUGGUACAAGCCGCUGGUGUGGUUCUGGAUCUUGGUGGGUCUGGCAUACUUCGCGGCCGUCCUCAGCAUGAUCGGAGACUGGCUCCGAGUGCUGUCUAAAAAGACCAAAGAGGAGGUCGGGGAGUUUAAAGCUCAUGCAGCUGAAUGGAAGGCAAACGUGCGAGCAGAGUUCCGCGAAACGCGGCGGCGCGUGAGCGUCGAGAUCCACGACAAGCUCCAGCGGGCCGCCACCAUCCGCAGCAUGGAGCGCCGUCAGCUCGGCCUGGAGCAGCGAGCUCACUCCCUCGACAUGCUGUCUCCAGAGAAGCGGGCCAUGUUCGCCAGCCUGGACGCCGGCCGCUUUAAGACUUCAUCCCAGGAGAGCAUUGACACCAAGCUGAACAACCUGAGGCUGAAGGGCGCCUGCGAGCACUACGACCACCAGAGGAGCGAUCAAACCCAACAGACAGCGUCUUCCUCAGAGGAGAACCUCUUCAACCUUCGCUUCGGCUCACUCACCAAACUGGGCAGACGCAACAAGAACCGCGAGGUUCGGAGGAACAUCCCCGAAGAUGUCCGACGGGCGAGUGUAGGCAUAAACAUUGGCAGCACCAUGCUGGGGGAGGAGAGAACAGAGGAGGAGGAAGACGAUGAGGAGCCACACGAGGCGAACGGGGAAAGGAAAGAGGGAAACGUCAGCCUGACAAACCUGUCACAGUACGUCACGGAGCGCUCCAAGCUCAACGGAUUCAUCCCAGACCAGGACCAGGAUGGAGAGAACGAUUUGGUGUUGAACGGAAAACAACAUCAGCCAUAGUCAGGGUCGCAUGAGAGACAGAGAAAGAGACUGAAACUCAGAAUCAGGCUAAGAAUGCACUGUCAUUUCAGGAUGUCAGGAAAUGUGCCUUUUCUGUUUCCCCGUGCUUCGAUUGGAACGGCUCCCAGGAAAUUCAGCCAGUGUGCCAUAGCCAUGUGAAGAAAAACGUGUUGCCAAAAAACGAAUCAAGCUGAGCGACAGCCGAGGCCGCAGUUAAUAUACCUCAUUGCAUAUUUGCUGUACAACAGGCUGAUGAAGACCUUGAAUAUUUCUACAGGAUCAGCUCACUUGUCUCUCAGCUGUCGCAGUUACGAGACACUCAGGCAAUGGCUGCUCCUGGACCUUGUUGAAUCUUGUUGUUUUUUUUAAAGAGUGUGGGCAGGACACGCAGAGAGCUAUGGUCAUGUCAAACAUCUUCAGGAACAUUAUCGAUCUCCGCUUUUUCAUCUCAUACCGUGGGAGCUAUUUAUAGCCCGGGCAGUGGGCUUUUAAAAGGGACUCGAGAGUGGGAGGUUGUGUUUUUGCUGCUCAAUCAAUAGACAAUAUGAGCAUUUAGCUAUAGCUGACAUGCUGUCAUUCCUAUACAGUAUGUGACUUUGAAAAAGUAGCCUUUGCAAAACGACGACACACGAGAACUCAUAAAAAAAAAAAAAAAACGACUUUGUCUCGAUAGUGCAUGGCAUUUAAUCGACAACUGUAAUAAUGUUGUAAUAAGAAAAAUCACUUUUGGCCACAAGAUUGUCAGCGACGUUAUGUUUCCUUUUUCAAUCAUUUGCACGACAUUUACAUAUUUGUUUUCAGCCAGAACGUUUCCUUACUUGUGUUUUCCAUCGAUCAGCGCAAAGUAUGAAUUCAAUCUAAUCUUUUUCCUUUUUUAUAUUCUGAAGCACAUCCUGUAGUAAUCCAAUCACUGACUGGCAAGAUAUGACCCUUUUUUGUAUUUCACAAACAGGUACUGACACUACACAAUUACGCACACACACGCACACACACACACACACACACCUGAUUGAUCAUUAACCUUUUCCAUGACCAUGACCUGUGACAAGCUUAGCGAUCAUUUGUUGUGUCCUGUGUAUUUUAUGACCAGAUCACAUAUAAUGUAGUGAGUGCCUUUUUCCAGAUAAUAAAAAAAAAUCAA